Messenger RNA from Cylicocyclus nassatus, 490 nucleotides. The record is from the annotation of a GenBank genome assembly. Lineage: Eukaryota; Metazoa; Nematoda; Chromadorea; Rhabditida; Strongylidae.
GUAAAUUAGCCUACCCAUUAGUCUCUAUUCACGGCGUACAGAUCGUGGCGAUCUCAGAAAAGCAGAACUCCUUGAAAGGAAAGCUUUUUCUAAUCAAAAACGAUUCAAAAUCUGCGUCACGUGGAUUGCGCGUUCUAUGUAACCUUAGCACUCGGUACAAGGGUUAGCACCAUUCUUCAGGUAGACAUGCCACAAUUCUGGUGGUUUUUGUGCCUGCUUCUCGCUUCUCUGACAGUGACCAGUCAAACUCAACUAGUGUCUAAGCGAAGAAUAGGUAUGCGACUACCAAACAUGCUUCACUACAGACCGGGAACGAUAGAAAAACGACGAAUUGGCAUGCGCUUACCUAACAUUAUCUACUUGAGGUCAGAACCCGAGAAAAAGGACUACUGGGAGUAUAACUCUCUCAUCUAAAUAUUGUCAUUUUCGAUAACAAAAUUGUUGUAGAGUGUAUUUACUUGAAACGUUUGCGGAAUAAAUAUUACGCUGU